GCCAACGACUCGUCGUCGUCGUCGUAUCCGCGGGCCGGUUCCCGUUCCUCCCGCGAAUGCGAUACCCCGAUCCCUGCCCUGCUCCCCUGUUCUCGAUUAAUCGCCUUUAAUUAUUCCCCCGGUGUUAAUCCACGGAUUAAACUCCCCACCUGCCCCUCCUCCUCGUCCUUCAUACUUGACACACUGCACGAGUGCCGGGCGCAGAGCCAUUCUCGCCCUCCGCCUCCGCGGACGAACUGAUUGCCGGCUCGGUCCAAGUUUAGCGCGUCGGACCCCUCGCUCGCUCCCCAAUCUCAGAGGAAUGGAGGUGGUGGAGGCGGCGAGGCCGGAUAAGCUGGAGCCUCCUCCGUCGCCGCCGGUGGAGGGCCCCGGCGAGAAUGGCGCGGCCACCAAGCUGCAGAAGGUGUACCGCAGCUACCGGACCCGCCGGAAGCUCGCCGACUCCGCCGUCGUCGUCGAGGAGCUCUGGUGGCAGGCGUUGGACUACGCGCGCCUGGAGCACAGCACCGUCUCCUUCUUCGACGAGCCCAAGCCGGAGACCGCCGCCUCGCGCUGGAACCGCGUCAGCCUCAACGCGUCCAAGGUGGGUCAGGGUUUAUCCAGAGACGGCAAGGCCCUCAAGCUGGCUUUCCAGCACUGGAUCGAAGCGAUCGACCCGCGGCAUAGAUAUGGGCACAACCUGCACUUCUACUACGAUGAAUGGUGCAAAAGCCAAGCAGGCCAGCCAUUCUUCUAUUGGCUUGAUGUUGGAGAGGGAAAGGAUCUAGACCUUCCUGAAUGUCCAAGAGCUUUGCUGAAGAAGCAAUGCAUUCGAUAUCUUGGUCCGCAAGAGCGUGAGCACUAUGAAUACAUCAUUAACGAGGGAAAAGUUAUCCAUAAACAGUCUGGAGAAGCACUUGAUACAAGUGGUCCUAAGGGGACUAAAUGGAUAUUUGUUAUGAGUACAGCAAAAAAACUUUAUGCUGGCAAGAAACAGAGAGGCGUAUUCCAGCACUCCAGCUUUUUGGCAGGAGGUGCAACUAUAGCUGCUGGGAGAUUUACUGCAGAAAAUGGAGUAAUCAAGUCCAUCUGGGCGUACAGCGGUCACUACAAACCUAGUGAAGAGAACCUCAACAAUUUCAUGAACUUCCUUGAAGAGAAUGGAGUCGACCUCAAAGAAGUUGAGGUGCGCUCAUCCACCAAAGAAGACUACAAUGAAGAUCCAGUGCCUAAUGACUCACAGAAGUUUACUUCAGCUAUCAUGGAGACAGAUCUUCCACAAGUGGUUCCCCCUCUAAACACCACAGAAAGCAAUGGAGACAACGCUCCUGAAGAACAAGCCAGGCCAACCUACCAAAGGACCUUAUCAGGCGGUCUGCAAAGCCCCAGAGCCACUGAAGUCCCCCAGAAGGCGAUUCUCGAGAGGAUGAAAUCCAAGAGCGAGUCCAAGUCCUAUCAGCUUGGGCACAGGUUGUCCCUUAAAUGGAGCACUGGAGCUGGUCCAAGAAUUGGAUGUGUCAAGGACUACCCAAUGGAGCUCCGGAUGCAGGCUCUGGAGAUGGUGGAUCUGUCGCCAAGAGCAUCGACUCCGUCGGCGUCAAGGAGACUGCCUCCUUUGUCCCCCACUAAAGUCACGUCGCCAACAUCACCGCUCGCACCAAUUCAGGCCUCCGUGCCGCAGCCAAGUUAGGAAUUUAGAGUAGCUUAUUAUGCCACGCAAAUAGCACGAAACCAUGCUUUUCAGCUGUUGUUACUGUUAUUCUGGAAUGUCAUUUUUCGGCACUGCAAAGAUCACAUGCCUGGUUUGUCCAUGCUGCUUCUCCGCUGUUCUGUGGUUCCAUUCAGAGAAGCACAGUGCAAUGUUCUCCAAAUGAAAUAGGCGCACAUUUCAGAUAUGAAUAGCUUUGAAGCAGAUGUGAUAGUAUGUUUCAUUACCGUGGUUAAGGAAUUUGCUUAUAUUGUAUCCUUUGUAAAUGGAAUAAUGAACACAGCAUUACAUGUGUCA
Molecule: messenger RNA, 1984 nt
Organism: Sorghum bicolor (sorghum)
Lineage: Eukaryota; Viridiplantae; Streptophyta; Magnoliopsida; Poales; Poaceae
Product: IQ domain-containing protein IQM3
Exons: 9
Coding region: 302-1669 (455 amino acids)
Molecular function (GO): protein binding
Source: RefSeq, a predicted model, not a curated record